UUGUACUGACAAAAUAAAUUAUAACUAUGGCCGUCACAACAAUGUUGAAAAUAUACGUGUCAAAAUUUCAUUGAUUUCUUCUGUUUUCUCGAUUGUUAAAUAUUUGCUUAACAAAAUAUAGUCAUGUCUGUUUAAGCGAUAUAUUUUUGACCGACGGAAAUAAGUAUCACCCAUCUGAACUGCCAAAAAAUCAAGAUGACUCGGACGAGUGCUCUGCUGUGUUUGUUGAUAGCCCUGGCCACAUGUGUACACCAACAAACCCCCGUGGGUGACACGUCUCCGCCGGCUAGCGACCAGGCUGGGAAGGAUCCCCCAAGCGCAGCAACUAAAAGUCAGGAAAUGUUUCAAUCAGAAGCUGUUUCAACUUCUGAGAAUGUCCCGACAGGGACUGCUUUUGAAACAAAGAAGUUGGACCAGGAGCUGAAGGUUCAGAUUAAGCAAAAGAGCACAGAAAACACGAAAGUGUCGUCCACAGAAACACUGACAGUAAACAGAGAGCCCGUUGCACCUGAUGUCCCUGGUUCCACAGUGGAGCAGACCCAGAGCCCUUCAGAGGGGACAACGUCAGGUACCCAGCCCCACAGCACACCUGAAGGGGAGUCACCUGAGGAGAAACAUAGACGGGAGGAAGCUCAGCAAUACUUUGAAGAAGGCGAAAAGUUGAUCAACAAUUCAUACAAGAAAGAUUAUGUUCAGGCCUACCAGUACUUCCAGGUCGCAGCCAACAGGGGCCACAAGAAGGCCCUGGAGUAUUUAGGGUUCGGGCACCUGCUAGGAGACUAUGUGUCACAUGACCCGAAAAGGGCUCUGCAGAUUUUUGAGGAACUCAGUAAUAAGGGGUCACCUAGGGGCCAACUGGGACUUGGUUUUUCUUACGCUGCUGGUCUUGCCACAAAUUCUAGUCAAGCCAAGGCGCUGAUUUACUUCACAUUUUCUGCUCUGGGUGGUGAUCCACUCGCCCUUAUGGUCAUGGGUUAUCGCUCACUGUCUGGAAUUGGUGUCGAGGCCAAGUGUGAGACAGCACUGACCUACUAUAGGAAGGUGGCAACCACAGUUGCUGAGAAAACAUCGUCAGGUAGCCCGGUGGUUCAGCGUAUCCGACUGCAUGAGCAGGCUGAAACCAAGGACACCACUGGGAACACACUGAUGGACGAUGACCUACUGCAGUACUAUGAGUUCCUGGCAGACAAAGGGGACGUGCAGGCACAGGUCGUGUUGGGUCAGUUGUACUACCAGGGAGGCAAGGGUGUACCCAUCAACCAUGAGAGGGCCCAGCACUAUUUCCUUAUGGCAGCAGAGUCUGGCAACUCCAACGCCAUGGCCUUCCUGGGCAAGAUGCAUUCGGAGGGAAGCCCCGUGAUAGCCCAGGACCCCAACGUGGCCUUGGAGUACUUCAAGAAGGCAGCCAACAAGGGUAACACAAUAGGCCAGUGUGGUAUGGGGAUCAUCUACAUGUACGGGCGAGGUGUGGAGAAGGACUACCCCAAGGCGCUGCGCUUCUUCAGUCAGUCUGCAGACCAGGGAUGGUCCGACGCACAGCUGCACCUCGGCAUCAUGCACUUCAGUGGGAAGGGCGUGCGUCGAGACUACAAGAUGGCAGUGAAGUAUUUCAAUCUAGCCUCGCAGGGGGGGCAUGUGCUUGCCUUCUACCACCUGGCACAGAUGCACGCCACUGGCACUGGUGUGCUCCGCAACUGUCACACCGCUGUAGAGCUGUACAAGAAUGUAGCCGAGCGCGGUGAGUGGUCUGCUAUGUUGAUGGACGCCCAUGACCUGUACAAGCAGGGCAGUGUGAAUGAGGCGCUUCUCAAGUACACCUUUCUGGCAGAGCUGGGAUAUGAGGUGGCACAGACCAACGUCGCAUACAUCCUCGAUCAGGGGGAGAGCAGCCUGUUUGAUGCAGUGGAGACCUACCAGAGGGCGCUGCUUCACUGGACAAGGGCCGCAUCACAAGGUUCCACUAUAGCGCGUCUGAAGAUGGGAGACUACCAUUACUACGGCUACGGUACAGAGAUAGACUAUGAGACAGCCGCCAGUCACUACAGACUAGCCACAGAGCAGCAACACAAUGCCCAGGCCAUGUUCAACCUGGGAUACAUGCAUGAGCAGGGGCUGGGUCUCAAACAGGACAUCCACUUGGCAAAGCGGUUCUACGACCAGGCAGCUGAAACCAGUGGAGAUGCCUACAUCCCUGUCACUCUGGCCCUGCUGAAAAUGGCAAUGUUCUAUGGCACAGAAGUGUUCAAUAAGGAGAUGGAGGAUUACUAUGCAAGUUUCCAGAAGCUGGACAUCCGUCUCUUACUGGGUCCAAACUGGGAUGUGUAUGUUGCCACCUUCCUCGCUAUAGUCCUAGGACUUGUAUUAGUAAUAGUCAGACAGACUCGGUAGCAAUGAUGAGGCAUCUGGUUUUGUUAAACAUUGAGCCUAGUUCUUGGAAAGCCAGCUGAAUGCGUGUGCGUAAAGCGUCGUCCCAGAUUAGACUGUGCAUACAGGAAUGGAAUUUAGUCGUUAAAAGGAAGUCUCUUCUAAAAUCUAGAUCAGGUGAAAAGUGUUGUCCUUGUACAGGCUAUUUUAGCAGGACUCUUGACACUCAUGCAUUAAGCCCUGUUUUCCCAGAAUGAGGCACCAUUCUUCACCGUUUUCAAUUGCUCAUGGAUUAUGUUGAAGUUGUGUGUGUGUGCUAGGAUGUGAAUUAAUGUGCAUUAUCGCAUACCAUGUUGUAUCUUCAUUUGGUAUGGUUUCACUUAAUAUGCAAGAAAUGUUCAUUAUUAAUAAGAAAUUAUAAUGAUUUGUAUAAUUGUGUUUUUGAACAGUUUGAAUUUCAUUAACAUGCCAUAAGGGAUAUCAUAAAUGUUAUUAUACCUAAUCAUGAAGCAAUUCAGGAUUUUCUUUUCUUUCCAGAAUUUUAACUUAUGUGUUAGUGAAGGCUAAUGAAAUUUGGCUGUACAGCUAAUGUAUAUCUGGUGGUAUUAUGGUGUAUGUGUAUAUGGCAUUUAUAACUUAUUUAAAUUGUUUUUUGCUGUUUUAAUGCCCCCAGUAGGGUGGCAUAUAGCAGUUGAAAUGUCUGUCAGUUUGUCAGUCCGUCCGAAAACUUUAACAUUGCCCAUAACUUUUGCAAUAUUGAAGAUAGCAACUUCAUAUUUGGCAUGUAUUUGUAUCUCAUGGAGCUGCACAUUUUGAGUGGUGAAAGGUCAAGGUUAUCCUUCAAAGUCAAAUGUCCAAUAUAUGGCUUCAAAGCGGCGCUGUAGGGGGCAUUGUGUUUCUGACAAACACAUCUCAUGUUAUUAUCCUGGUGUUAUUCAUUUUAUUGUACAAAUAUGCGCUCACAAAUAGCUAAUCUGCAUUUAUGUAUAACAGUGCCUUUUAAUAUCACUGCUAUGGUUUGGAAAAUAUCCCAUUAAAGGUUUUGGGAAAUAUAACACCUAUGGUUUUGGGAAAUAUUAAACAUUUGGUUUGGAGAAAUAUCUGACCUAUGGUUUUAGGCAAUAUGUUGUAUUUGUAUUUUAAUACCCAAUGAAAUCCAAUAAUCCUAGGCCUCUAUUUAUCAACCCAUUCUAAGACUUCGUAAUAAAGAAAAGACUUAGGUCCAAAACAAACAUGUUAAGUAUUUGGAUGUAUAACGACUACAAAAUUUAAUGUUUUGAUUGUCGUGAAUUAUUCUUGAUGAAGAAUUGUGUAGUUAGAGGUACUUAAAUAUCAUGUUAUUUUGAACUGAAUUUUACCAUUAUUUUUUUAAACAAUGUUUUUCGUUUUAGAGUUUAAGUCAUAGAGUUGGUUGUUGAAUAUGAGCCUAGAGUUUGCAUGCAUACAUGCUCCAAAUGUUGCGUAUCUCACCAACAAACGGUUCUGAAUUAACAUUGAUGUAAAUUGAUGGGUUAAUGAACAGUUAGGCGUUUGUAAAUAGUACAAAAUUUCUUAGAUCUAAAUCUUUAUCCUAUGUUUAUAGUAUUGAAAAAGGCCCAACUUGAACUGUUUUUGCAUUAUAUUUUGUUCCAUCAUACCAUGAGCACAUAUUUGGAACUGGUAUAUUUAACCUGUAAAUUAUUAAUAAGUUUAAAAAGAGAAAAUGAAAUAUGGAGUGAAAACAAAGAAAUUCAGUUAUUCAAUGUACAUAUUUGACUUUAUAAUGUAAACUUUGUUGUGAAUACAAGUACAUUAUUUUUACUCUUAAAUUUAAUGAUAUGGAACAAAGCCAGAGUUUGAAAUGCAUGUUUGGUUCUUUGCAUAAAACAAUACAUAACAAUAUUGUUAUUAGGUUAAAUAAGCAGGUAAUUAUUGAAACUAGUUUACUAACCAUGUCGUUUAUUUCAUAGUCAGAUUGUUGUGUACUAUUGUAUUCUGUUAAACUCAUAGAGUUAAUUGAUAUCAUUUGUGUCUGUUAUGUACUUAUUAGCAAAGUUGAAUUGGAUGAUAUUUCAAAUGAACAUAUUGUAUAGCAGAGUAAAUUUCGAAGAAAAUGUUAUAUAUAACAAAAUAAAUGUCCCGUGAUACGAUGUGUUCAAAAACGUAUGUCUCUUGCGAAUAUGAUGUACUACGAUACAAUAUUAUAACAUGAUAUGUCAUGGUAAAUGAUAUAUACACUGUGCUAUUGCGUUUACUCAGUCCUUUCUGCAAAGUUUCUUGUGUUGUGGAUCGAUCAAUGGCUGAAAUAAUUGAAUAAAACAAGAAAAUA
Molecule: messenger RNA, 4672 nt
Organism: Dreissena polymorpha
Lineage: Eukaryota; Metazoa; Mollusca; Bivalvia; Myida; Dreissenidae
Product: protein sel-1 homolog 1-like
Exons: 20
Coding region: 196-2388 (730 amino acids)
Biological process (GO): ERAD pathway
Cellular component (GO): endoplasmic reticulum membrane
Molecular function (GO): protein binding
Source: RefSeq, a predicted model, not a curated record